AUGCUUAGGAAUUGUCCGACAAAAGAAAACAGUCCAAAAUGUGGAGAAAAUGAAGAAUAUCAACAAUGUGGUUCAGCAUGUCCACCUACAUGUAAUGAUUUUUCAUAUCCACUUCCAAAAGAACCUCAAGCAUGCAUAGCAAUGUGCAAACCUGGUUGUUUCUGCAAAAAAGGUUACUUUCGCGCCAAUAAUAAUCAAUGCGUUCAGCAGGAAAAAUGUUGCACAGGUGAUAAUGAACAAUAUACAGAUUGUGGUUCAGCUUGUGUUGAAACUUGUAAUUAUGUACCACAAUUCUGUACUGACCAAUGUGUUCGCGGUUAUUUUUGUCAGUCUACUGAUUAUGUUCGUAAAGAUAACAGCACUGCUAGUCCUUGCAUUAAACGCGAUCAAUGUCCAAAAUGA
This is a messenger RNA of Rotaria sordida, 402 nucleotides long. Lineage: Eukaryota; Metazoa; Rotifera; Eurotatoria; Philodinida; Philodinidae. The record is from the annotation of a GenBank genome assembly.